Messenger RNA from Chaetomium strumarium, 429 nucleotides. RefSeq lists its product as uncharacterized. Bases 1 to 429 code for a protein of 142 amino acids. The transcript has 6 exons. Lineage: Eukaryota; Fungi; Ascomycota; Sordariomycetes; Sordariales; Chaetomiaceae. The record is from RefSeq and is a predicted model, not a curated record.
AUGCCCCAAGGUUAUGUUGACCUGGAUCCUACACUACCUCACUACGCCGGAAAGGGACUGAGCGUGUUUCUGGAUUUGGUCCCCUGGCGUGGGCUGAUUUUCUUGCAGGCACCUCCUGGCUUCCUCUUGUGGAUUGCUUUCGUUUCGCGUGUCCCGGGCCUGCGGCGAGAGUUCGCCAGCACCGGCGCUUGGUUCUCCGCUCUGCCCGUCCGGUUCGGCGCCAGCGGGGACCGGAGCGUGACGAUAGCGUACGGGGAUGUCGUCCGGAGAACCCCUACGGAUAACGCUUCACCAUUUCCUCUCCCCUUAUUCGCCGACCUGCCUCCCUUCAGCCACGGCAUGUAUCAGCAGCCUCCAGCGCAACCCUUAGAUGCCAUGCGUCAUCGCAGCUGCCGGCACACCGGUCUGGCCAUGGGGGAACUACACUAA